This is a messenger RNA of Hydatigera taeniaeformis, 903 nucleotides long. NCBI's taxonomy places the organism in Eukaryota, Metazoa, Platyhelminthes, Cestoda, Cyclophyllidea, Taeniidae. The record is from the annotation of a GenBank genome assembly.
AUGCCGAAUGAUGCACCAAACCAGGCAGACAUUCCACCAAUCGUAUGCGAAUUUCCGAAACAACUCCUCUCCCAUUGGUUGGAGCACAACUUUCUCAGAACGCAUGCGCAUGGUCGGCUCAGGUUGACUUUGUGCUUAGCACAGAGGCUUCGGAAGAGAGAAGGGGAUCAUGGUAUCGGUGUACCGAUGAUCAUGCUGAUUCCGGAUGGACCUGGUAACGUGGGGAAUAGCAGAACCUACGCCCGACGAGACGCCAUUGCGAGUCGGGGUACGCACUACUCUGCCUUCGACCAGCUUGUGGAUACCAUCUGUACUGGUCUCCUGAUUAAAACUGUGUACAUAGUCUGUCUCACCACCCUCACUAUGUCCCUCAUCAUUGAGUGCAUCCUCAUCAACCUCGUUAUCCUGCCGUACCUACAUGAGUCGUACUUUGAGGAGGCCACCUGCUACCUCCACUACAUUGAGCCCAACAUGCCCAUGCUCAAGUGCGAGAACAAAUGCUCAAAAGACCGAUCCCAGUUCCCCUGCCUUAAAGUGCACGUUUGGUACGAGUGGGAAAAUCGAAAUCACAGUGCCAAGCUUUUCGAUACCAUUGGAACACACGAAAAUUACAAAAAAUACGGGUGCGUUACAUCCACCUGUUAUCGUCGACCGGAAGACAAUAGAUACGUGGUUGAUCUCUUUCGAAUGCGUCUGCUCUCGCGCACCAAGUUCCGCUGCUUUGUGUCAAGCAAGUACCGAAGCCGUGAGGCGUUGUUGGACAAAUUCCACCGACCUCAAACCAUCUUUCAUUCAGCCUUCUGGCCAAGUCUAAUUUUCUUUGUCUCCCUCGUCCUCCUCCUCAUGACCCUCUUCUUCCAUCGUUACCGAUCGUGGAAGCAUCACAGUAUACUUCUAGAAUAG